AUGAAUAAAGCCACGCCUCGAGCCCAGGCAAUCGCCGACAAGAUCUCAACAUUACUCAAGCCUCACAGAAAUGUGUCUCCAGUCGUCAGUCCUCCAGCUUACAAUGAUGAUCACCAGCAUCGAUCAGUAAGCUUGGCCUCGGUGGUGUCACUUAUGCUUCUUCUCUUGUUAUCGAUACCGACUCUGGCUCUCAAGGCCUACAGCUACAGCUUCAUCGAAUCCAACGCUGAGAUGGGCUUCUAUUUGGUGAAUAACGGGAUCCAAGGCAUGCCUGAAAGCGGAAGCCUGGUUGCUGCUCUUCCUCAUAACAUCUUCCGCGUACCUGAAAAGCUCGUAUUGAUCGUUGCGAUGCUGAACGUUCUACUGAGCACAGCACACCUGGCUUUUAUCGCUUGGGACUGGAAAGUUGGCCGAAAAACACAGACGCGCGUCUUCCGUCGCAUAGCCAUGGUUGUACACAUCAUAAACGCUAUCCUGGUUCUGACCGCUCUCGUUGCUAUCCUCGUCUCCCAUAAGGCUUCAUCGCUAUUUAAUUACGAGCUCAUACCAAAUUCCCCUAACGCGGUGUCUCCAUCUGGCUACAAGUACUAUCGCUAUGACGCUGGCACUUUUGAUCUUGAAACAUGGACCUGUGAGCUGGAGAGCCCGGACAGCAUAGGAGAGGCAAGAAAGGACUAUAAGGCACAGUGCGAUAUUGAAGUCGCUGGGAGAACAAUCCUGGUUCCUUUCUUCCUUGUUGCGGUAGCCAUCGCAGGUGUGUCAAUAUGUGCACUCGUUGUUGGUGGAAGGCAAGAGUCUCAAAGUGAACAUCUCUGGACCAAGGACGUUGAUCUUGAGAUGAACAAGGGAAAUAUUGAUGACAAGUAUGUGCGGGUAGAGGAAGUUGAGCUUGAAACUCUGGAGAGGCCAGAAAGACGGAAAAACGGUCGGCUGAGCAAGAUCGAAGAGGAUGAGCAAGAGGCGGAGGAAGUGCCGAACAAGACAGCGGCCGCGUCUGAAUCUAUCAUCAGUGGGGUGGCCGAUCCUCUACCUUCUAAAAGCAAGGAUGCGGUCGCAAGGAAAACAGACGGGGCAGCGUGA
Molecule: messenger RNA, 1080 nt
Organism: Ascochyta rabiei
Lineage: Eukaryota; Fungi; Ascomycota; Dothideomycetes; Pleosporales; Didymellaceae
Exons: 2
Coding region: 1-1080 (359 amino acids)
Source: RefSeq, a predicted model, not a curated record